Molecule: messenger RNA, 1125 nt
Organism: Caenorhabditis remanei
Lineage: Eukaryota; Metazoa; Nematoda; Chromadorea; Rhabditida; Rhabditidae
Exons: 8
Coding region: 1-1125 (374 amino acids)
Molecular function (GO): nucleic acid binding
Source: RefSeq, a predicted model, not a curated record
AUGGGAGUCCCACGCAAGGAACCUGCCGAAUUUCGGCCAAUUCGUGUCGAAGACACGGAUGAAUACAAUAAUUAUGCAAACUAUGAUCUCGCCGAGUCCGCCGACGAGAUGAAUGACUUGGCUCGUCGGAUCUCCGUCGAGCAGCUCCAUCCGAUCCGCAACAAAAAUGCGAAGAAAAUGAAAAUGGCUCAAAAAACCCAUCGAUUCGAUGAAAUCGAUACGGAUGGAGUGAAUGUCAAGAGGAAUAUGGGAAUGAGAAAGUGGAGAAGAGUGGAGCAUGCCAGAAUCAUGCUCACCUUCACUGAUCUCGAGGACAUCUGUGAGGAUGGCUCGGAUAUCGCCUCCCAGCCAACGACUGCAUUCGACAAGCUUUUUGCCGACAAGGAGAACAUGAAACUCUGGAACGAGUUCUGCUCGAGAGACGAAGUCGAGCAACGUCGAAUCCUCAAUGGGACGUCGUCUCUCCAGAAGCCGUCGGUCGUCGACACGCCAACGACUUCAAAAGGAACUCCGGCGACUUCGUGCAGCGGGAAAAGUCCCACCAAGAAGCCGGCGAAGCGCUUCUCUCCGUAUUCUGGAGCUGCGUGCUUCGAUCGUAUCGACUACAAGAGUCGGAUGGCUCUUCUCGGUCGGAAGGUCAAUUGGGCCUUCGUUGAUUUCCUGGAGAAGGAGCUGCGAAACGUCUUCCGGAUCGAUGCUCGGAAUCAACAGGAUACGGAGGCCGUCUUCAUCGGCCACUAUCCGGCAUCGUCGGAUCGAUUGUUGGCUCAUAUUGUGGCUCAAUGGCUCGGGUUGAGCUCUCAGAGCAUAACGGAUCCGUCUCUCAAAGAGCGUAUAACGGAAAUCCGUAACCGUCGCCCACUCAUCCCUCCUCAAACGACGCUCAUCGCUCAUUUAGAGGGUCGGGUGCUGAAACGGGACAUCGAUUUCGUCCCGUUUUCGAUGCGAGACGAGAAGCAAGAAGUCGAAGAAGAAAACGAAGAGAACGAGGAGGAGCAGAAGGAUUCAGAUCCUGAUAUGUCAUUCCUCGUCGACGAGCUCGACGAACUCAACAUCUCGUCGGACUCCGGUUCGGAGGAAUCGUGGGAGAAGAUCUCCAAGCCGGCGGAGGAUCCGGAUGCCUAG